GUCUGAGAGGCCAAGGCUACUCAUUCUUAGUGUUCCAUACUAAGGGACACUUUGACUAGGGAGUAAACAUGGGGAGGAGAACUACAUACUUUUUCAUCCUCCAUAUUUCAUGGAUCUUAUGUGAAAAUGUCUUAUCUCUGGUAAGGUUAUGUUGCAUUUAUUUGUUUAUUUAUAUAUUGGUGAAAAUUGAAUAAAUGUCUCAAAGAAAAUGUAGUUUUAGUACUGGUAUUGAAUGGUUUGCUUUGUUAUUGAGAUAUUGUAAUAUGAUUUAUGUUGACCUAAUUUGCAUAUUCAUUUAAUAUUAGUAUAAUGCUUGCCUAAUUUGCAUUGUUACAAUGGUCACUCACUUUCUCUAAACAAUGAUACAUUUUCCCUCUGUUGCUUGUCAGCCUACACCAAGAGUUUUAGGCAAGUGGAGUUUCUUAUUUUUUUUUCAAUAUUUCAAAUUGAAUGUCACCCAUUCAAAGCUCUCAUUUACUGUAUGCCCUUUACAUUUAUUCUACAGAAUACGAUGUGGAUGGUGGAAGGGACCUGGACAUCUUUGAUAUCAAUGAAGGUUUGUCAGUUAGGAUUUUACUUAUGUAUGGCCACAUUUAAUCUCGUUUCUAAUAAAUCAAUGGGAGUUUCAUAGCAAAGUGCUGUGUGUGUGUGCUUGGUCCUUACAGAGGCUGGGUUAAACCUGGUGGAGGGGGAUAUUGAGCUUGAUGAGGUGAGUUAAUAAGUAGGUCUGCUGGUGUUCACUUGAACAAUUACAUGUUAUAUCAAGCAUAGAAAUAGAAUGAUGAGAAUGGGGAAGUUCCAUUGAUUGCAGACCACAGCAAUUUAACUGCACACUCAUGGGCUUGAAUAAUUAUAUUUUUAUGACAUGAACUCACUGCCCAGGCUUAACAGAACUAAUAAUGAUUUAUUCUCAAUUUUUUUGUAAAAUGUAAUCAAUGGCGGACUCAGAAACAAGCCCGGAAUUCUAUAAUAGGGGAUCAAUACAGAUGGCCAAAGACUGUUCCCUACUACUUUGAGGAUGACUUGGGUAAGACCAUAUAGACUUUUUCCACAUUUUGUUACGUUACAGCCUUAUUCGUAAAUUUAUUAAAUUACUUUUUUCCCUCAUCAAUCUACACACAAUACUCCAUAAUUACGAAGCAAAAACCCUUUUUUAGAUUUUUUGGCAAAUGUAUAUAGGCACACACCUGUCUAUAUAAGGUCCCACAGUUGACGGUGCAAGUCAGAGAAAAAACUAAGCCAUGAGGUCCAAGGAAUUGUCCAAAGAGCUCAGAGACAGGAUUGUGUCGAGGCACAGAUCUGGGGAAGGGUACCAAAAAAUGUCAGCAGCAUUGAAGUCCCCAAGAACACAGUGGCCUCCAUCAUUCUUAAAUGGAAGAAGUUUGGAACCAUCAAGACUCUUCCUAGAGCUGGCCGCCCGGCCAAACUGAGCAAUCGGGAAGAAGGGCCUUGGUCAGGGAGGUGACUCUGACAGUGCUCCAGAGUUCCUCUGUGGAGAUGGGAGAACCUUCCAAAAGGACAACCAUCUCUGCAGCACUCCACCAAUCAGGCCUUUAUGGUAGAGUGGCCAGACGGAAGCCUCUCCUCAAUAAAAGGCACAUGACAGCCCGCUUGGUUUGCCAAAAGGCACCUAAAGGACUCUCAGAUCAUGAGAAACAAGAUUGUCUGGUCUGAUGAAACCAAGAUUGAACUCUACGGCAUGGUGGGAGCAUCAUGCUGUGGGGAUGUUUUUCAGCAGCAGGGACUGGGAGAUUAGUCAGGAUCGAGGGAAAGAUGAACGGAGCAAAGUACAGAGAGAUCCUUGAUGAAAACCUGCUCCAGAGCGCUCAGGACCUCAGACUGGGGCAAAGGUACACCUUCCAACAGGACAACAACCCUAAGCACACAGCCAAGACAACGCAGAAGUGGCUUCAGGACAAAUCUCUUUCAUGAGCUGAAAUAAAAGAUCCCAGAAAUGUUCCAUAUGCACAAAAAGUUUUUUUCUCUCAAAUGUUGUGCACAAAUUUGUUUACAUCCCUGUUAGUGAGCAUUUCUCCUUUGCCAAGAUAAUCCAUCCACCUGACAGGUGUGGCAUAUCAAGAAGUUGAUUAAACAGCCUGAUCAUUACACAGGUGCACCUUGUGCAGGGGACAACAAAGGGCCACUCUAAAAUGUGCAGUUUUGUCCUACAUGACAGUGCCACAAAUUACUCAAGUUUUGAGGGAGCGUGCAAUUGGCAUGCUGACUGCAGGAAUGUCCACCAGAGCUGUUGCCAGAUAAUGUAAUUUUUAUUUCUCUACCAUAAGCCGCCUCCAAAGUCGUUUUAGAGAAUUUGGCAGUACGUCCAACCGGCCUCACAACCACAGACCACUUGUAUGGCGUUGUGUGGGCGAGCAGUUUGCUGAUGUCAAUGUUGUGAACAGAGUGCCCCAUGGGGGCGGUGGGGUUAUGAUAUAGGCAGGCAUAAGCUACAGACAACGAACACAAUUGCAUUUUAUCAAUGGCAAUUUGAAUGCACAGAGAUACCAUGAUGAGAUCCUGAGGGGCCAUUGUGGUGCCAUUCAUCUGCUGCCAUCACCUCAUGUUUCAGCAUGAUAACGCACAGCCCCAUGUCGCAAGGAUCUGUACACAAUUCCUGGAAGCUGAAAAUGUCCCAGUUCUUCCAUGGCCUGCAUACUCACCAGACAUGUCACCCAUUGAGCAUGUUUGGGAUGCUCUGGAUCGAUGUAUACUACAACUUCGCACAGCCAUUGAAGAGGAGUGGGACAUCAUUCCACAAUCAACUCUAUGCGAAGGAGAUGUGUUGCACUGCAUGAGGUAAAUUUUACAUUUUAGUCAUUUAGCAGACGCUCUUAUCCAGAGCGACUUACAGUUAGUGCAUACAUUAUUAUUAUUAUUUUUCAUACCCCCCGUGGGAAUCGAACCCACAACCCUGGCGUUGCAAACGCCAUGCUCUACCAACUGAGCUACAUCCCUGCCGGCCAUUCCCUUCCCUACCCUGGACGACGCUGGGCCAAUUGUGCGCCGCCACAUGGGUCUCCCGGUCGCGGCCAGCUACGACAGAGCCUGGAUUCGAACCAGGAUCUCUAGUGCCUUAGACCACUGCGCCACUCGUGAGGCCCGGUGGUCACAAGCACCAGAUACUGACUGGUUUUCUGAUCCACGCCCCUACCUUUUUUAAGGUAUCUGUGAGCAACAGAUGCAUAUCGGUCUUCCCAGUCAUGUGAAAUCGAUAGAUUAGUGCCUAAUACAUUUUUUCAAUUGACUGAUUUCCUUAUAUGAACUGUAACUCAAUCAAAUCUUCAAAUUGUUGGAUGUUGCAUUUAUAUUUUUGUUCAGUAUAAUACACAUAUUAACUUUCUGAGACAUGUUUUUGGUUCUAAAGGUUGACCAUUUAAGAGGGGCAAUACAUGAAUUUAUGCAAUUAUACUAUUUAUGGUCCAUUGCUCAAAAUGGUCCAUGUGGUGUAGCCUUCAAUUGAAUGUGUAAUUUCAUCGUUACAAGAGAUAUCUUCUAUUCACACCACAGAGAUCAAUGCAAAAGGUGUUAUCCUGAAGGCCUUUGAACAGUACCGGCUGAAGACCUGUAUUGACUUCAAACCUUGGGAGGGAGAGCAGAACUACAUUUCCAUUUUCAAAGGGAGCGGGUAAUAUAAGCUGUUAUGGACAGCACUGUUUUUGAUGUUUUUAUUUAUAUUUGUAAUGCUUCUACAUUAUGUUUUUUCAUGAUACUAUGUUCAGUAUCUUGAAAAAACAUAAUGUAGAAGCAUUUCUCUUUGCUUAUUUGAGCUGUUCUUGCCAUAAUAUGGACUUGGUCUUUUACCAAAUAGGGCUAUCUUCUGUAUACCCCCCUACCUUGUCACAAAACAACUGAUUGGCGCAAAUGCAUUAAGAAAGAAAUACAUUCCACAAAUUAACAAGACACACCUGUUAAUUGAAAUGCAUUCCAGGUGACUACCUCAUGAAACUGGUUGAGAGAAUGCCAAGAGUGUGCAACGCUGUCAUAAAGGCAAAGGGUGGCUAUUUGAAGAAUCUCAAAUAUAAAAUAUAUUUUCAUUUGUUUAACACUUUUUUGGUUACUACAUGAUUCCAUAAGUGUUAUUUAAUAGUUUUGAUGUCUUCGCUAUAUUCUACAAUGUAAAACAUUUUUUAAAUAAAGAAAAACCCUUGAAUGAGUAGGUGUGUCCAAACUUUUGACUGGUAGUGCAUAUCUUUUUUUAUGUUGGAAGGAUGUGCCCUUGGGGAAAAACAGUUAGGCUAUAGUAUAGCCUUUGAGUUUGUAUUGUAUUAAUGCUCAACAAGGUUUUCUGGUUGUCUCUCUUUCAGUUGUUUCUCCUCUGUGGGUAACCGACAUGUGGGGAAACAGAGGUUGUCCAUCGGGACCAACUGUGACCGCAUUGCGACCAUCGAACACGAAUUCCUCCAUGCACUGGGUUUCUGGCAUGAGCAGUCACGGUCGGACCGCGAUGACUACGUCACCAUCAUGUGGGACCGAAUCUCUGAGGGUACUGAACCUCUAAACGUAUGGUAACCCUAACCUUAAUGCUUACCCCUAACACUCUGACCCCAAAAUGUAGGGGUUAGGGUUAUGGCUAAGGUUUGGGUUUGGGUUAGGGUUAGGGUUGUACCAGGUGAGAGCUGUCAAAUACACAAGCAGCUCAUGGCAUUACACCUAAAGCUGACAUUGCCAUUGGCUGCACAGAGUCGCAUUAAGAGAACCAUGCAGCCUUGAUUACAAGUUCGACUGUAAUGUGAGAUGUAAUCUACACCUUGAUUGUUUAGUUAAACGUUUUUCGAUUUGAGUGUCAUUAUUUCUAUAUAGCCUACACUUUCUAGUUCUGAACUUCUAACGCGAGUGGGACGGGUGUGGCUUCAUGACAAUAACCAAACGAGCAGCAGCUCUAAUUUGACAGCUCUAACGCAGUUACACUAGCUAUGCGGGUGUUGGCUAUCGCCGUUUAACCCUUGAUCUGAUUGAAUCUAGGCCUUUCCCACUGGGUAAAAACUGGUUAAAUCAACAUUGUUUCCACGUCAUGAUGUUGAAUCAACGUGGAAAACUUUUAACCUAAAUCCAAUGACAUGGUGACAUUUUUUGUUGAUUUCAUGUUAGUUGAAAAUUCUACCAAAUGUGAAUCAAAACUAGACGUUGAGCUGACGUCUGUUCCCAGUGGGUUGUUUCUGCCUGCAUGUGUAUUUGUCAUCAGAAACAUGGUGAUUGGAAUUCUCGGGACAACAUAUCCUCUAAUUGUCUGGACAAACAGUAAUCUGUUUUCUUACCACAAGCAUAUUACAAUAUGUCAACAUGACAACCAAAAGUCAGAUUAGUGCUAGCCUGACCAAACAGGCCCACCCACAGUGUACACUAGUUGUUUCACACUCAACACACAGUUCAUUAAUCUUUACCUUUCCCAAGAGCUAUAAGCUAUGUGAUCAGGACAAACAAAUGUCUUAUUGCACUGAUCGCCUGCUUAAUCCUCUCAGACAAACAGGCAAAGGGCACCAUGUAAGCAUCAACGGAAACUUAAAGUGAAAUUUGAGAUUAGGGCAUGAUCUAUCAAGUCAUUAAUAUCAAGUCAUUCAUUUCAUGUAAUUGAAGGUCAAAGAGCAGCGACAUGAUUAAUAAGAUUCCAGUCAGCAUCUUGUCAUCCACAUGAAGCCCUAACCCUACAGAUCUGCCAUCGGAGACAUUCUUUGUCUCGCUGACCUUUAGGGGUUGAAGGCUUAUUACAGUACAUGUCAACUCUGUCAAUUCAGGAGACUAAUUGAAAAUCCAAGGCUAGAUUUGAAGAAGUGAGUAAACUGGCUGAUUUGAAAUGGAAUUAAACCCUCCAACCCGGUUGAACUCUCUCUCUCUCUCUCCCUCACACUCCCCCCCCCCUCCCUCCCUCCAUCCCCAGGUAAGGAACACAACUUCAACACGUACAAUGACACCACGUCCAGUUCUCUGGGUGUCCCCUACGACUACGGUUCCAUGAUGCACUACAGUAAGACUGCGUUCAGGAACGGUACCGAGCCCACAAUCGUCACCAAGAUCCCCGCCUUCGCCGAUGUCAUCGGCCAGCGCAUGGAGUUCAGUGAUAAUGACCUGCUCAAGCUCCGGCGCCUGUACAACUGCAGUAAGACUCAGUCACCUUAGGCCUCUACAACUGCAGUAAGACUCAGUCACUUUAGGCCUUUACAACUGCAGUAAGGCUCAGUCACUUUAGGCCUCUACAACUGCAGUAAGAUUCAGUCACUUAAGGUUCUGCAACUGUAGUAAGACAUAGGCACAUUAGGCUGUACAACUGCAGUAAGACACAGGCCAUGUUCAAGAGCAUCAGUCUGCUCAGUAAGUGAUCAAAAUGACUGUCUGAGCAGACUGACUUAUCUACCAAGUAAGUAGGACAUACUCACAUUGACCUGCUGAUCUACCGAUCUAUUUGAUGGAGGCUGUAAUUCAGUCAAACCCACAGUGCAGGAGACAUCCUUUGCUGGAAUGUCACAUUUGUGUUAUAAAACGCAUAUUUGAAGUACAGUGAUUAGUUAGGUGAUAUGUUCAAAGCAAAACUCCUGUUGAUUUUAAUGAAAGGAGGUCUUUUGGAAAAAGAGGAACAGCAGGAUCUUUCUGCAGUGUGUAUUUGAUUGAGAACCCUAGUGGAUUAUAAAACGUGGUUUGAGAGAAUGGAUGUCCUAACUGCAUGGGUACAUGGUAAACCUAGAUAAAAAGGUUUACAGCAGGUCAAAGUCUUCCUGUGAUUUCUGUUUAGUUGAUGGCGAUUGUAUGUACAGUUGAAGUCGGAUGUUUAAAUACACCUUAGCCAAAUACAUUUAAACUCAGUUUUUCACAAUUCAGGACAUUUAAUCCUAGUAGAAAUUCAAUGUCUUAGGUCAGUUAGGAUUUCCACUUUAUUUUAAGAAUGUGAAAUGUCAGAAUAAUAGUAGAGAGAAUGAUUUAUUUAAGCUUUUAUUUCUUUCAUCACAUUCCCAGUGGGUCAGAAGUUUACAUACACUCAAUUAGUAUUUGGUAGCAUUGCCUUUAAAUUGUUUAACUUGGGUCAAACGUUUCGGGUAGCCUUCCACAAGCUUCCCACAAUAAGUUGAGUGAAUUUUGGCACAUUCCUCCUGACAGAGCUGGAGUAACAUAGUCAGGUUUGUAGGCCUCCUUGCUCGCACAUGCUUUUUCAGUUAUGCCCACAAAUGUUCUAUAGGUUUGAGGUCAGGGCUUUGUGAUGGCCACUCCAAUACCUUGACUUUGUUGUCCUUAAGCCAUUUUGCCACAACUUUGGAAGUACGCUUGGGGUCAUUGUCCAUUUGGAAGACCCAUUUGCGACCAAGCUUUAACUUCCUGACUGAUGUCUUGAGAUGUUGCUUCAAUAUGUCCACAUACUUUUCCUUCCUCAUGAUGCCAUCUAUUUUGUGAAGUGCACCAGUCCCUCCUGCAGCAAAGCACCCCCACAGCAUGAUGCUGCCACCCCCGUGCUUCACAGUUGGGAUGGUGUUCUUCGGCUUGCAAACAUAACAAUGGUCGUUAUGGCCAAACAGUUCUAUUUUUGUUUCAUCAGACCAGAGGACAUUUCUCCAAAAAGUAUGAUCUUUGUCCCCAUGUGCAGUUGCAAACCGUAGUCUGGCUUUUUUAUGGUGGUUUUGGAGCAGUGGCUUCUUCCUUGCUGAGCGACCUUUCAGGUUAUGUCGAUAUAGGACUUGUUUAACUGUGUAUAUACAUACUUUUGUACCUGUUUCCUCCAGCAUUUUCACAAGGUCCUUUGCUGUUGUUCUGGGAUUGAUUUGCACUUUUCGCACCAAAGUACAUUCACCUCUAGGAGACAGAAUGCGUCUCCUUCCUGAGCGGUAUGACGGCUGCGUGGUCCCAUGGUGUUUAUACUUGCGUACUUGUGGAAAUUGCUCCCAAGGAUGAACCAGACUUGUGGAGGUCUACCAUUUUUUUUCUGAGGUCUUGGCUGAUUUCUUUUGAUUAUCCCAUGAUGUCAAGCAAAGAGGCACUGAGUUUGAAGGUAGGCCUUGAAAUACAUCCACAGGUACACGUCCAAUUGACUCAAAUGAUGUCAAUUAGCCUAUCAGAAGCAUCUAAAGCCAUGACAUCAUUUUCUGGAAUUUUCCAAGCUGUUUAAAGGCACAGUCAACUUAGUGUAUGUAAACUUCUGACCCACUAGAAUUGUGAUACAGUGAAUUAUACGUGAAAUAAUCUGUCAGUAAACAAUUGUUGGAAAAAUGACUUGUGUCAUGCACAAAGUAGAUGUCCUAAACGACUUGCCCAAACUAUAGCUUGGUUAACAAGAAAUGUGUGGGGUGGUUGAAAAACGAGUUUUAAUGACUCCAACCUAAGUGUAUGUAACCUUCCGACUUCAACUGUAUGUGUCCUUUGAUCCAGCACGCUCCUCCACUUUCCUGGACACCUGUGACUUUGAGAGGGAGAACAUCUGUGGUAUGAUCCAAGGGCCGGGGGACCAGGCAGAAUGGACCAGGGUGAUCCAGGUGCCCGGCGGGCCCAACACGGACUACUCCAACAUGGGCAAAUGCACUGGUGAGCACACCCUCAGUACACACCAACCACAAAACAACACUUUCAACCUUCCAUCCUCAGGACCUGACAGGGCAGAUCACUAUCAGCUCUAUUCUUAUCUUACAGUCCAAAGGGUGAUCAAAGGUCCUGCAGAGUAAAUUUUUGUGUUAUAAACACUGCAGUUACAAAUAAGACCUAGAGUUUUCCCUGACUACUUUAACUAGUCAGGAAAAUUCUGAGCCAUAGUUAUAGGCUCAAGUUAUAGGCUGGCCCUACUUAAUAAUCCAAAGGAAAAUGUUUACUGAUGUCCAUUGUCCACAGGCUCAGGCUACUUCAUGCACUUUAGCACUGCGACAGGCAGACCAGCAGACACAGCCAGGCUGGAGAGCAGACUGCUCUACCCCAAGAGAGGCUACCAGUGCCUGCAGUUCUUCCUCUACAACGGUGGUGGCGCCAACGAUCAGCUGGUGAUCCUUGUCCGAGAGUACGACGAAGCCCACCCCAACGGGACCCUGCGUGUUAUUCAGCCCAUAUUUGGUAACAUCUCUAACAUACUGUAUCUAACAUAGCUAACAUCUCUAACAUCAACCUAUUGACAUUCAAAUCAUUAAUCUGUUAUUAGUUUAGACCCAUCAUAUUGGUUUUUCUUAACCUGUAUAAUGUAUAUAACAUAUAAUAUACUGUAAAUUCUACACAACAAUAUGCUCUGUACUGUAUUUAUAAACUUAAUGGUUUCCCCUUUCUCGCAGCACCACCUCAAGAUCUAUGGCAACUGCACCACGUGAGCCUGAACGUGGCCAAGAAGUUCCGGGUGGUGUUCGAGGGCAUCAAGGGUGACGCCCCCUCCACAGGUGGUCUCUCCCUGGAUGACAUCAACCUCUCCGAGACUACCUGCCCCGACCACGUGUGGCGGGUGAAGAACUUCAGCCACGUCAUGGAGACCACUCCUAACAACAAACCCAUCUACAGCCCCCCGUUCAAGUCCAGAGAGGGCUACACCUUCCAGAUGGGGCUCUACCCCAGUGGGAAGGAGGGCUACCCGGGGGAGCUUUCUGCCUACGCCCACCUGGUGACCAUGACCGGUGACACGGAGGUGCGGAAGUGGCCGUGCCCGUGGAAACAGAUGACCAUGAUGCUGUUUGACCAGAACCCAGACAUCAUGAGGCGUAUGAACAACCAGCGCAGUGUCACCACCGAUCCUACUAAGAAACUCAAUGGUCAGUCCAGGGCCAGUAUUCAUUAAGCAUCUUAGAGUGGGAGUGUUGAUCUAGGAUUCAUUAUUAUCUGAAAGGCUAAACUGAUUCUAGGUCAGUACCCUCUGAAAUGCCUAAUAUGGACCAAGACAAGUGCAGAACGAUUUGAGACCCAGGGAUUUCCUUUAACAUAUGGAGUUAUAUUCCAUUGACAAAUUAAUGGAAUUACCAUUAUUUACUGAGAUGUUCCACCUGGUUUUGCAUUGACUUAAAGUAGCAGUCUUCUUAUUUCAUAGAUGAAGUCAUGUACUUUCAGAGACUUCAGAGCUGUUCUUCUGGGAUGACCCUCUUAAGGUGGGCGUUGAAGUGUCAGAGGCGGACGGGACCAAAUAUUUUCGUGGGCCGGGUGCCGGGACAACCGCAUACCUCACCCAUGGCAGGGCCAAGAGCAGGGACUUCAUCAAGGGGGGAGAUGCCAUCUUCCUGCUUACCAUGGAGGGUAAGAAGUUCUGAAAAGUUACCCUGUCCCAGAUCUGUUUGUGCUGUAUUGCCAACUCCUAUGGUCAGUCAUGACUAAAGCUAGCCUGGUUCCAGAUCUGUUUGGUCAUUGUCGCGUUUGACACAAUCACACAAACAGAUCUGGGACCAGGCUACUGAAAAUACCCUUUUAUCAAAAACAUGCUAAAAGCAUUCUCUACAUUCUCUCAAAGCAUGAUACAUUGUCUCUAUGUUUUGCAUAACCAUGUUCAAAUAUACCCACCAGUGGGGGCUGCUGAGGGGAGGACGGCUCAUAAUAAUGGCUGGAAUGGAGCGAAUGGAAUGGCAUCAAACCAUGUGUUUUGACGUUUUGAUACAAUUUCACUCAUUCCGCUACAGCCAUAACCACAAGCCUGUCCUCCCCAAUUAAGGUGCCACCAACCUCCUGUGGAUCCCACCAUUCAUAUCUCAUUAAGGCCUAGAUUCAAUCAGAUCAAGUGUUAACUCGCGAUAGCCGACACCCGCAUAGCUGGUGUUUCGGCGGGUUCAGAUGUGUAACUGCGUUAGAGCUGUCAAAUCGUGAGCGGCUGCUCGUGUGGUUAUUGUCAUGAAGCCACACCUGUCCCACUCGUAUUAGAAGUUCAGAAUGAGAUAGUGUAGGCUAUAUAGAAAUAAUGACACUCAAAUUGAGCAUCAUAAAAAAAAAAAAAAGGAUUUCUAUCAGCAUAAUCAAGGAUUAGAUAACAUCUCACAUUCUAGUGCGAACUUGUAAAUAAGGUUGCAUGGGAUUUCUCUUAAUGCAACUCCGUGCAGCCAAUGGCAAUGUCCGCUUUAGGUAUAAUGCCAGGAGCCACUUGUGGAUUUGACAGCUCUAAUGCAGUUCCACCUACGACAGCGCCAAAACAACCGCUAUGCGGUGGGUCAGCUAGCCCUUACACUGCCUUGUUGAUUAUCAUCACACUCAUUCAAAUACGAUCAUGGGUUGUGGUUUUCCAUCUAUUUAAAGGUAGACUUUGGGCAUUAAAAAAAUCUAAAAUAAUGGCUUUAAACUGUAUAAUUGAUCAACCAACAUCAUACAAGGGCAUUUCAUGCUUAAACCCUCAAAAAAGUUAUGAAUAAGAUAUUUGGCUACAGAAGUGCCAUUUCUUACCAGAUCUCUACAGCUUCCGUCCAAAAACAAAUCCUGUGAAAUAAAGUCAACACAUACUGGAGGAGUUACUGGCUAGCUACAAGUGGCUAGCUUAGCUAACGAACUAGCUACGCUGGUCGCGGUGCACAUGACCAGAAUGACACAUCGAUGAACCACCAAAGGAACACCCCAUUUCUGUUUGAAAAUUGAGAAAGGGGCGGAGUUGGACCGUUUUUCGUGGACAAAGUCUACCGUGAUGUCCACAUCACGUGAUUCAUUACUAAUUCACACCCAUUCGCCAUUUCUAUAAUCAAUCAUGCUAUCCAAUCCAAUCCCAUCCCAGUGUCUGUAGGCCAACAUUCAUUUCUAUGUUAGUACUGUAUGUGUACCUCCUCAUCUCAUUCUCAUUAGUAUUUGAUACACUGCUGAUUUUGCAGAUUUUCCUACUUACAAAGCAUGUAGAGGUCUGUAAUUUUUUAUCAUAGGUACACUUCAACUGUGAGAGACGGAAUCUAAAACAAAAAUCCAGAAAAUCACAUUGUACGAUUUUUAAGUAAUUAAUUUGCAUUUUAUUGCAUGACAUAAGUAUUUGAUACUUCAGAAAAGCAGAACUUAAUAUUUGGUACAGAAACCUUUGUUUGCAAUUACAGAGAUAAUAUGUUUCCUGUAGGUCUUGACCAGGUUUGCACACACUGCAGCAGGGAUUUUGGCCCACUCCUCCAUACAGACCUUUUCCAGAUCCUUCAGGUUUUGGGGCUGUCGCUGGGCAAUACAGACUUUCAGCUCCCUCCAAAGAUUUUCUAUUGGGUUCAGGUCUGGAGACUGGCUAGGGCACUCCAGGACCUUGAGAUGCUUCUUACGGAGACACUCCUUAGUUGCCCUGGCUGUGUGUUUCGGGUCGUUGUCAUGCUGGAAGACCCAGCCAUGACCCAUCUUCAAUGCUCUUACUGAGGGAAGGAGGUUGUUGGCCAAGAUCUCACGAUACAUGGCCCCAUCCCUCCUCCCCUCAAUACGGUGCAGUCGUCCUGUCCCCUUUGCAGAAAAGCAUCCCCAAAGAAUGAUGUUUCCACCUCCAUGCUUCACGAUUGGGAUGGUGUUCUUGGGGUUGUACUCAUCCUUCUUCUUCCUCCAAACACGAUGAGUGGAGUUUAGACCAAAAAGUUCUAUUUUUGUCUCAUCAGACCACAUGACCUUCUCCCAUUCCUCCUCUGGAUCAUCCUGAUGGUCAUUGGCAAACUUCAGACGGGCCUGGACAUGCGCUGGCUUGAGCAGGGGGACCUUGCGUGCGCUGAAGGAUUUUAAUCCAUGACGGCGUAGUGUGUUACUAAGGGUUUUCUUUGAGACUGUGGUCCCAGCUCUCUUCAGGUCAUUGACCAGGUCCUGCCGUGUAGUUCUGGGCUGAUCCCUCACCUUCCUCAUGAUCAUUGAUGCCCCACUAGGUGAGAUCUUGCAUGGAGCCCCAGACCGAGGGUGAUUGACCGUCAUCUUGAACUUCUUCCAUUUUCGAAUAAUUGCGCCAACAGUUGUUGCCUUCUCACCAAGCUGCUUGCCUAUUGUCCUGUAGCCCAUCCCAUCCUUGUGCAGGUCUACAAUUUUAUCCCUGAUGUGCUUGCACAGCUCUCUGGUCUUGGCCAUUGUGGAGAGGUUGGAGUCUGUUUGAUUGAGUGUGUGGACAGGUGUCAUUUAUACAGGUAACGAGUUCAAUCAGGUGCAGUUAACACAGGAAAUGAGUGGAGAACAGGAGGGCUUCUUAAAGAAAAACUAACAGGUCUGUGAGAGCCGGAAUUCUUACUGGUUGGUAGGUGAUCAAAUACUUAUGUCAUGCAAUAAAAUGCAACUUAAUUACUUAAAAAUCAUACAAUGUGAUUUUCUGGAUUUUUGUUUUAGAUUCCGUCUCUCACAGUUGAAGUGUACCUAUGAUAAAAAUGACAGACCUCUACAUGCUUUGUAAGUAGCAAAACCUGCAAAAUCAGCAGUGUAUCAAAUACUUGUUCUCCCCACUGUAUGCCCCCUCCCCCCUAUCUCUGUAACUGUCUUCAGAUGUGUCACAUCUUACGGUGACCCAGCCCGUACCCUCCUCCACCAUGCCACCAGUCACCACGAUUACCACCGCCAUAUUGCCACCUACUGACCCCUGCACUAAGGUCACAUGUGGGAAUGAGGGAGUCUGUGUGGUGGAUGCAGAAAAUGCUGUUUGCAGGUGAGGACACUUUAUUAUCGAGGCUUGUGGUUUACACAAUACAAUGGUCUGAAAUGCAAUCAUCCAUACUGAAUCAUAUUUAUCUCUAUCUUUCUCUCUCUGUUCUUCUCUCUCUGCAUUGAUAACCACAGCUUGUUUCUCUCCUCUUUUUAUUAUCUUGAUGCAGCUGUGCAGAUCAAAUUAUUCCUUGUUUCCUCAGAAUGCUCAGUCUUACCCUUUCCACAUACACUCAGCCCAGCAGGCAAAACUGGUUGUAAAAGACGAGUGUGGUUAUAACGACAUCAUUACAACCUGUGUAUUGACUCCCUCUUUCUCCCCCUCUAUAUAGGUGUGCAGUGGGUAGAUUGGUGACUCUCUCUCUCGCUCCCUCUCUAGGUGUGCAGUUGGUGAUGACUGGUGGUACUAUGGAGAGAAUUGUCAGUAUCUGGGCUCCACCCAGGACACGAUGACCACAGCACUUAUAGCCUCUUUCUCUGUGCUGGGUGGCAUGUUGGUGGUGACUGCGGUCAGUGUGGUGUGUGUGAAGAGGAAGUACAAGAACAGCGGAGGUGGAGGAGACAGGGGCAUCACCAUGUCCAAUGUCAGCGUCACAGGGAUGUAAUGUGUUUUUUUCCCUGCCAGCACCAAAACUACUCAUGGCCAGCAUUAAGUAGAUGAAGAAGUUUACUGCAAAAGCUACAACUCCUUCAAAUAUAAAAUUACAAAAUAUCUACUGGAAAUUCCACUUAAUGCCUCAUCCCAAUAAUGAUCUGCCUAUCAGCCAUGUAUUUUGAUUAGCCUGUUCAUUUUACUUGAAUUUUCAUUUUUCUUUGUGUAAAUGUAAAGCUCCAAUUAUUUGUUUAUCUGUCUUGAAAAUCUGAUUACUUUUCUUGAGUAAAAUGUUUUUAUUUUAUUUUUAUGUUUAAACAUUUGAAAGGGCGAAGUGUGUUACAAGCCUCCCUUUUUUUAAAUUUAUUUUCUACCUCUCCCGCAGAGGUUAUUUUAGUUUACCUUAAAACAAAACAUCCCAUUGUUUUGUAUUUUCUUGGGUGCAAAUUUUAAAAAAUCAUAAAAGUUUAGAGAGAUAAAUAUGCUAUGAAGUGUACCUACAGUAUUGUUCAGGGCAUAAUUAUGCUACAUUAGUGUUGCUGUCAUGUCAUUUUCAUCAUACCAGAGUCUUAAUCGUUUAAAUGGAGACAAUUAAAUCUGAAAUAUGUUUAAUACGAUUUUUCUUUAGUUGCAGGUGUUAGGGGUAUAACUAUAAUAAUAGUGGUUCUAUGGUUAGUCUGAUAAGAAACAAAUGAGAUGCUAAUAUAAACAUUUUACAAUAUCGACCUCUUCUGGUCAUAAGGUGCACAUACACCUGUAUGAUUUUAGAAUUAGGGCACUAUUCAAUCCGUAGCACUGAAGUUCCGUGUUGUAGCCCGAUUGACAUUUAAAGGCAAUGUUCCUGCGUUAGCAGAGACUGCAUUCACG
Molecule: messenger RNA, 14932 nt
Organism: Coregonus sp. 'balchen'
Lineage: Eukaryota; Metazoa; Chordata; Actinopteri; Salmoniformes; Salmonidae
Source: the annotation of a GenBank genome assembly